Uloborus diversus is the source of this 753-nucleotide messenger RNA. RefSeq lists its product as uncharacterized. The transcript has a single exon. Lineage: Eukaryota; Metazoa; Arthropoda; Arachnida; Araneae; Uloboridae. The record is from RefSeq and is a predicted model, not a curated record. Gene Ontology annotation, biological process: DNA integration. Gene Ontology annotation, molecular function: nucleic acid binding. The coding region runs from base 1 to 753 and encodes 250 amino acids.
AUGUCGUGUGAACCUAAAACACUGCCAGCAGAUCGAAUUGAGGAUUGUGCUGUUUUUCAAGUUGUGGGAAUUGAUUUGGCAGGUCCGCUGUUUUUAAAAUUUGGUCUAAAAGUUUGGAUUGUGUUGUUCACGUGUGCCGUCUAUAGAGCGAUUCAUCUUGAGCUUGUAAGUUCGCUAUCGACGGAAACAUUUUUAUUGGCUUUAAGAAGAUUUAUAAGUAGGAGGGGAAGGCCAAGAACAAUUUAUUCUGAUAACGGGACUAAUUUUAGAGGAGCUUUCAACGAAUUUUCAAAUUUAGAUUGGGAGAAAAUUCAAAGGGAAAGUAACACGUUGAGAAUAUUUUGGAAGUUUAUUCCACCCACAGCUGCUUGGUGGGGAGGAUGGUGGGAAAGAUUCGUUAGGCUAGUCAAGGAAUUGUUGAGAUGUACUCUGGAAAAUUCAGUUUUAUCUUAUGAAGAGUUAGAAACUGUUUUAUGCGAGUGCGAAGCAGUAAUAAAUUCACGGCCUUUAACUUACGCUGGGGAAAAUUCUCAAGAUUUAAUUCCAUUGACUCCAUCUAUGUUCUUGACUGAGAAUCGUAGUUCUGAUGUUAGAGAUUUGGAUGAAAUAGACAGCAAACAUUUAGUAAAACGAAUCAGAUACCGGGCUAAACUUUUAGGGGAUUUAAAGGGACGAUUUCGAAGAGAAUAUCUCAGUCAGUUAGUUCAAAAAAGUAAACAGAAUGAAAGCAGUAAAAAAACUCGAAUUAAAUGA